CUGAAGUUAGGUUAAUAAGGUAAUAAUGUUGCUUGUGCUUAAUUAGGGUGGCUUUAAUCUUAAUGUUUUUCUUAUAUAUUUUAAGAAAUUGCAUAAUAUCAUCUCCUGUGGGCUUUUGUAACAAAAAGUCAAAUUUGGUUUUGGUUAGAAUUCAGUAGAGGUUAAAUCUGAUCAGAAAGUAGUAUAAAAUUAUUCCUUUUAAAAUUGAUUAUUAUCAUUAUUGCAGGAUUUUUCAAUUUAUCUUUGUGUGUGACCUUAACUUGAACAUUUUUUUUUUCAGGAAACUAAUAAUUUUAAUAUCACAGCUUUGCAAACAUUGUUUAAGAUUGACGUAAGAACCAAAGUUUGGUUUCUUGUGCUUGAUGAGGAUGUGUUUUUAAAGAAAUUAAACUUUAUAAAGGAAAUUCGAAAUGCAGGAAACUAAUAAUUUUAAUAUCAUAGCUUUGCAAACAUUGUUUAAGAUUGACGUAAGAACCAAAGUUUGGUUUCUUGUGCUUGAUGAGGAUGUGUUUUUAAAGAAAUUAAACUUUAUAAAGGAAAUUCGAAAUGCAGGAAACUAAUAAUUUUAAUAUCAUAGCUUUGCAAACAUUGUUUAAGAUUGACGUAAGAACCAAAGUUUGGUUUCUUGUGCUUGAUGAGGAUGUGUUUUUAAAGAAAUUAAACUUUAUAAAGGAAAUUCGAAAUGCAGACAAUAGGUGUCGUUUGGUCGUCCCGGAAUGUGUUUUGAAUCGUAUUCAAAAGGGAACAACAUCUGUUAACAAGAUACAUAUGAGGAGAGCAUUACAAGCAGCCAUAUUUAUUUCUAAUGUCUUAACGGAAAACUGUGCCAUUGUUGAUAAAGAAAAUCGUCAUGAUGAUCAUACACAAAAUAUCGUUGCAUGUUAUAGAAAAUACAGCCAAAAGGACUACAAAGUUGUUUUGUUAACAGAAAAUAAUAUCAAUCAAAAUAUAAACGUAACAAGUCCCAUAUUUCGGAUGGAAGAAGUUGAAUAUUUCAUGAUAUAUGGGGAAUUAAAGGAGACGUCACCUCGAAAAGUAUUUAACUCAACAAUUACGGUCACAAUGCCAAAUAAUCCAAGAAAGAGUUUCUCCAGUAAAACUAAAGUAGGGAUAAGAGAUCCACAAAUCAAAAGAUAUAUAGAACAAGAAGAGCAUAAUGUAUCUGAUUCAAAAUCAAUACAGAGAGAAGAGUCAGAAAUGAAAAUGGAGGUGGGUAGUUUAACUGAUGAGAAAAAAAUAAAUCCAGGGACAAUCUGCAACACACUAUCAAAUACCUCGUUUCAUGAUACAGAAUAUGGAGAUGUUGAUAAAAACGUUAUGUUUGAAGUUACAAGUGAACUGAUGAAAGGGAACCUAGUAUCCAAGUCAGAAGAGUGGAUUUCGCGAUUCACACAAAUACUGGAAGAAGCUCUUAAUCAGGUUCUACAAGAGGCAGCUUUUCAGACAAUACCUCCACCUUGGACGAUGUAUGAGGCUUGUGAGUGUAUUAAACGGGGAUUUAAAAAUGACGCUGAUAUUGUUGAUGCGGCAAAUAAGUUGGGGGAUAUUAUAUUUGAUAAUGGAGCUUUGAGAGGUAAAAUUAACCACAACAUAAAUCCAUCUACAUUUAUGAAAAUCUAUAGUUACGGCGUUUACCUCGUUGAUGCGUUACAGGGCGUUUUCAAAGAUGACGAAAAUGUACAGGCAGCUGAGAAAUUAUUAGCCAAGUUACUACUCGAUAUUGAGACGCCGGAUUUGAAUAACUCGUUUAAUGAAAUCGAUGCAAUAAAUGAGCAUAGCGAUGAAGUUUGUUUUUCAGCUUCGCCACAAAAAACAUCCCAAAAUCAUUCGCCACCAUCCAGAAUCACCCGUUCAAAGGCUAGAAAGAUUAUGACAUCAGUGGUAUACUUAACGCACGCACCAAACGUAUACUUUAUAUUUGCAAGACAGCCGACAAGCACGCCGCGCCUCAUCUCAGCCUGUGCCACAGGUGACGAUUCCAGUUCCAGACCACUAAAUAAGGCUCAAAUAUCCUGUUCAGUUCAAACAGUUGCACGUUUGCACAAAGGCGACAAUGUGAACAUCGCCCAGAGAGAAAAGAAUAGAACGUUGUUACUCAAAUCGGGUUACACAUACAUUGGUUUCGUGAAACUCAGUUCGUAAUUUAUCGUGCGCGUGGGCGUUUGAUACGCUUAUAUUCCCUUCUUUAAAUUGUUACACUGUUUUAACUAGUUCUAUUCUCAAGAAGCACGUACUGUCAAAUCGCACUAAUUAACGUAUUUUGAAUUGCUGACUUCGAACGUCAGGUGUAAACUUCGAGGUGAUUUUCUUAGGGAAAGAUUCAGAGUCGAUACUUACCGCGAUAUGUGACUUCCGUAUCUCACAAUUCAACACGUUUUUGAAGUUGUCUCUCGACUCAUCUUUCCCUAAUUAAUCUAAGGUUAUUCAAAACUUUGCUGCUUCAGAUAUCUCUAUCAUAACAGCGCUAACAAUUAAGCAAGAGAAAUCAGAACUCUAGUUAAAAUAGUGUAAUUAAAUUGAGUUUUUAUGAAAAAGGGAGUUAAUGUGUAUUCCAUUUUUAUGUGUUAUGUAUCGCAUUGAAAAAGGAUAUUUAGUUUUGUUAUUGGUGCCAUAAGUUUUCCAUUGUUAAUUUGUUUUCCGUUAUUUAGAAUAAUGCAGAAUUGUGAUUGUGUAUGUAAAUAGUAAUACAUCACACGUUGAAUGAAGUGAGCAAUCGCUUCAAUUCAUCACUUGUUUACAAAACAAGGACUUUUCAAAAUGGUAACACGGAAUUUGUAGCUUUGAAUUUAGAAUUCGUUUGAAAUUAGAAUUUCGGGUAAGCACAGACUAUGAAUCAAAAGAAUAAAUCUCAAUAUGAUCUCGAAAUUAUUUAAGUUUGUGGGUUUGAU
Messenger RNA from Pieris napi, 2888 nucleotides. RefSeq lists its product as uncharacterized. Lineage: Eukaryota; Metazoa; Arthropoda; Insecta; Lepidoptera; Pieridae. Bases 547 to 2142 code for a protein of 531 amino acids. The record is from RefSeq and is a predicted model, not a curated record. The transcript is spliced from 10 exons.